This is a messenger RNA of Fonsecaea monophora, 309 nucleotides long. Its product is annotated as glutaredoxin. The coding region runs from base 1 to 309 and encodes 102 amino acids. Gene Ontology annotation, molecular function: glutathione disulfide oxidoreductase activity. Gene Ontology annotation, cellular component: cytoplasm; nucleus. Lineage: Eukaryota; Fungi; Ascomycota; Eurotiomycetes; Chaetothyriales; Herpotrichiellaceae. The record is from RefSeq and is a predicted model, not a curated record. The transcript has 2 exons. Gene Ontology annotation, biological process: cellular response to oxidative stress.
AUGUCCGCCGCCAAACAAAAGGCCCAGCAGAUCAUCGACGAGAACGCCGUCGUGGUCUUCUCCAAGAGUUACUGCCCCUACUGUCGCGCAACCAAGUCGCUGCUGAACGGGGCACAUGCCAAAUACUACUUGCUCGAGCUGGAUGAAGUUGAUGAUGGCGCCGCAAUCCAAGACGCUCUCGAAGAAAUCACCGGCCAGCGCAGUGUCCCCAACAUCUUCAUCGACCACAAGCACAUUGGAGGCAACUCGGAUCUGCAGGCCAAGAAGGGCCAACUCAACGACCUCUUGAGCGCUGCAGGUGCCCUGUAA